This is a messenger RNA of Hymenoscyphus albidus, 1089 nucleotides long. The record is from the annotation of a GenBank genome assembly. NCBI's taxonomy places the organism in Eukaryota, Fungi, Ascomycota, Leotiomycetes, Helotiales, Helotiaceae.
CUGUCUUCCAUCAUCCAACGUCUUCCUGACCCUCUUCAGACCUACAUUGACUCUUCCAUCUUACAACUCUCCAAAGCUUACGCCCAGCUUCCUCCCUCUACCCGGGCCUACAUCUCAGACGCCGCCAAAUACACCCACCUGGACAACGUCUCACCGACAGCUCUUGCUGGUAGCGUUGUUCUUCUUCUUGUGACGGCUAUCUUUUCAAUGAGCGGUUGGGGACGAUCUAUCUUUGGUGGAAGUAGCCAUCGCCUCUCUCCAUUUGGAUCCAGAAACUACCCACCAAAUGUCACCGAUGCCGAUUUCUCAUACAUAACCUCAGAUGAUCUCCAGAGGCCAGGAGCAUCAUACGACCCUCAUCGACCUCCACCUCCUUCUAUGCAAGCGGAAGAUGAUGUUCUAUUGAUCAAGAAUAAGGGCGUUACCUAUCCAGUCAAGUUCCCGGCAUACAGUAUUGGAGAUGGAAAGCUGCAGGUUCGGGAUGUCAAGGAGCGGGCGGCAGCAGUCAUGGACCUUCCGAGUGGUACCAGGCUAAAGCUGCUGUAUAAGGGUCAGCAACUCAAGGACGAUUACAGGCCAUGCCGGGAUUACAACUUGAAGAACCAAAGCGAAAUCCUUUGCAUGGUUGGGGAAGCAGAAGCAAGCGGAUCGGACGAUGAGAGCGAGCAAGAAGGGGGUUUGUUCAGGCGAAAGAAAAGUCGCAAGAGCAAGAAGAAGGGAAAGAAGAAGUCCGACUCGAAUUUAAGGCCUGGAGAUGGACCCAGCAACGCCAAUUCAAGAACUGUUUCACCAGCACCGGCACCAACCCCUCAGACUCCAGUGGGCAAGCUCAAUGCCAUCGCCUCACACUUUCACACGAAGAUCCUUCCUCUGUGUGUGCAAUUUACGGUUUCUCCACCCGAAGACCCGAAGAAGCGAGACUUCGAACACAAGAAGCUAUCCGAAACCAUCAUGAACGAGGUUCUCCUCAAGCUGGAUGCCGUCGAGACCGAAGGAGACAACGAGGCGCGAGAGAAGAGAAAAGCAUUGGUUAAAGAGACGCAGACGGUUUUAAGUCGUUUGGAUGACAAGAUUGCAGAGUAUAAAUGA